Molecule: messenger RNA, 2272 nt
Organism: Mandrillus leucophaeus (drill)
Lineage: Eukaryota; Metazoa; Chordata; Mammalia; Primates; Cercopithecidae
Gene: SUMF2
Product: sulfatase modifying factor 2
Exons: 9
Coding region: 317-1219 (300 amino acids)
Cellular component (GO): endoplasmic reticulum
Source: RefSeq, a predicted model, not a curated record
GCAAUGGUAUGACGCACAAAAGCAAUCUUAAGGGGAAUGUAAACUGCCCAAAAGUUCAAAAAAGUAGUGAGGGGGUCUCUGGAACGGACGGGACCCUUAAACGUGGUUUUCCUUAAUUCGCUGGGCGGCCCUGAAGGUGGUGUGGUGAGUCCUCCGCCUCGCUCUGUAAGUUUCCCCGUGCUGAACUGUAGGGUGAGGGGUGGGUGGUGGAGCAGCCUGCGCAUGUGCGUAGAGCUUGACCGCUGCAGUGAAGGAGGGCGCAUGCGCAGUGGGGCCGUGCGUGUGCGCGGCGCAGCGCACCAGUCCUGAUUCCGGCAUGGGUUGGUUGGUACCCCUCCUGUCCCUGCUGUUGCUCCUGGUCGGCGCAUGGCUCAAGCUAGGAAAUGGACAGGCUACUAGCAUGGUCCAACUGCCAGGUGGGAGAUUCCUGAUGGGAACAAAUUCUCCAGACAGCAGAGAUGGUGAAGGCCCUGUGUGGGAGGCAACAGUGAAACCCUUUGCCAUUGACAUAUUUCCUGUCACCAACAAAGAUUUCAGGGAUUUUGUCAGGGAGAAAAAGUAUCGGACAGAGGCUGAGAUGUUUGGAUGGAGCUUUGUCUUUGAGGACUUUGUCUCCGAUGAGCUGAGAAACAAAGCCACCCAGCCAAUGAAGCCUGUACUCUGGUGGCUUCCAGUGGAAAAGGCAUUUUGGAGGCAGCCUGCAGGUCCUGGCUCUGGCAUCCGAGAGAGACUGGAGCACCCAGUGUUACACGUGAGCUGGAAUGACGCCCGUGCCUACUGUGCUUGGCGGGGAAAACGGCUGCCCACGGAGGAAGAGUGGGAGUUUGCUGCCCGAGGGGGCUUGAAGGGUCAGGUUUACCCAUGGGGAAACCGGUUCCAGCCAAACCGCACCAACCUGUGGCAGGGAAGGUUCCCCAAGGGGGACAAAGCUGAGGAUGGCUUCCAUGGAGUCUCCCCAGUGAAUGCUUUCCCCGCCCAGAACAACUAUGGGCUCUAUGACCUCCUGGGCAACGUGUGGGAGUGGACAGCAUCACCAUACCAGGCCGCUGAGCAGGACAUGCGUGUCCUCCGGGGGGCAUCGUGGAUCGACACAGCUGACGGCUCUGCCAAUCACCGGGCCCGGGUCACCACCAGGAUGGGCAACACUCCAGAUUCAGCCUCAGACAACCUCGGUUUUCGCUGUGCUGCAGACGCAGGCCGGCUGCCAGGGGAGCUGUAAGCAGCCGGGUGGUGACAAGGAGAAAAGCCCUCCAGGGUCACUGUCAUUCCCUGGCCAUGUUGCAAACAGCCCAAUUCCAAGCUCGGGAGCUUCAGCCUCAGGAAAGAACUUCCCCUUCCCUGUCUCCCAUCCCUCUGUGGCAGGCACCUCUCACCAGGGCAGGAGAGGACUCAGCCUCCUGUGUUUUGGAGAAGGGGCCCAAUGUGUUGAAGGUGGCUGGGAGCCAGGUGUUUCUCUUACAGGCCAAGUAUUAUUGACACAGGGGCAAACAUGCAAACAAUUAGAACAGAGGGCUCUGAAAGGCCAUUUGUUAAGCAUUUUAAAAUCUAUUCUCUCUCUUUCUCCCUGGAUGAUUCAGGAAGCUGACAUUGUUUCCUCAAGGCAGAAUUUCCCUUGUUCUGUUUUCUCAGCCAAUUGUUGUGGAAGGAGAAUGCUUUCUUGGUGGCCUCAUCUGUGGUUUUGUGUCCCUCUGAAGAAGGAAACUAGUUUCCACUGUGUAACAGGCAAAACGUGUAACUAAAGCACAGUUCAGUCCUAAAAGGGUCUGGGAGAACCAAAUGAUGUAUUAGGUGAAGCGGUGCAUUGUGGGAAUCACAAAGCAAAUAGUACUCCAGAAAGACAAAUAUCAGAAGCUUCCCAUUCUAUUAUUUUUUUUUUUUUUUUUUGAGACAGGGUCUUGCUCUGUUGCCCAGGCUAGAGUGCAGGGGUGAUCACUGCUCAUUGUAGUGUUGAACUCCUGGGCCCAAGCAAUUCUCCCACCUCAGCCUCCCGAGUAGCUGGGACUACUAAGUGUGCACCACCAGGCCUGGCUAAGUUUGUGAACUUUUGUAGUGAUAGGAUCUCACUAUGUUGCCCAGGGUGGUCUCAAACUCCUGGCCUCAAGCGAUCCUCUCACCUCGGCCUCCCAAAGUGCUGGGAUUACAGGUGUGAGCCACCUCGCCUGGGCCUCCUUCUCCAUAUGCCUCCAAAAAUAUGUCCCUGGAGAGUAGCCUGCUCCCACACUGUCACUGGAUGUCAUGGGGUCAAUAAAAUCUCCUGCGAUUGUGUAUCUCA